Molecule: messenger RNA, 1359 nt
Organism: Priapulus caudatus
Lineage: Eukaryota; Metazoa; Priapulida; Priapulimorpha; Priapulimorphida; Priapulidae
Product: coiled-coil domain-containing protein 146-like
Exons: 10
Coding region: 1-1359 (452 amino acids)
Cellular component (GO): cytoskeleton
Source: RefSeq, a predicted model, not a curated record
AUGAGUUGUAGAACAGAGAGUGAAGAGGAACAGAGAGUGGUGUUGGUUGUGAGCUCCAAGGCGUCUGAAGCGAGAUGUGUCGCGGAAGCAAAGGGCUUCACGCGCACGCUGGAGCAGCAGCGAAGGAGGCUGCGAGCUCUCGAAGAUGCUCCGGCAGACGACCCGCGCGGCGGCGGGGAAGCGGCGAAGCUCCGAGCGCAGCUGCUGGGACAUCGCAACGAGAUCGCGCAGGCCGCCUCCGAUCAUAGACUGGCGCUCGAGGGCGACGUGCAGCAGGGAGAGCAGGAGCUCGAGCGGCGGGCGGCAGUCUACGAGGAGAGGCAGGCUGCGCACUCAGCCCUACACAAGGAACACGAGUUCCGGAAGGAGCGCGAGGCCGUGGAGAAUCUGCCGAAGGACGACGCGCUGCUUGACAACCGGCGCGACCUACAGAAGGAGGUCACCGCGAUGAAGCGAGGACUCGCCCAGCAGGCGGCGCUGGCGGCCGUCGACCAGAUGAAGGUGGAGGAGUCGUUGGCGGCGGAGCAGCAGCUGCUGAGGCAGCAGGAGACGUGUCGCGCUCAGGCGCUGCAGAAGUCACGCUUCCACUACAUGAACAGCGUCAUGCUUCGCGACGGCGUCCGCUGCGAGGUCGUGAAACAACAGAACGUGCUCGACGAUCUCGCAGGCCGGCGCGAGCAGCGCCACCUGGAGUUGGCGCGCAGCAACGUGACGAUCGGACACGCUGAAGAGCGAAUGCUCGCGCUGCGCCGAUUAUACGCCUCCGCCGUGAAGAGCAGGAACGAGAGAGGAAUCCAGCUGAUAGAGAGGAACGAGGAGAUCUGUGUGUUUCAGGAGAAGCUGAACACCUUCGAACACCUGAUCCAAAACGGAGAUGUCGAAAUGACGCUCUCUCUUGUCUCGCAGAUGAGCGAUGUACAGGCGAGGUUGAGAGAGGCCGGCCAUCGUACGAAGGCUCUCAUAUCGGAGCUGUCCAUGUACCAGGCGAUGUCCAUGCAGCUUCACCAGGCCGUCAAGGAGAAGGAGCUAGCAGUGCAGCAGGCGUACAUGCGACUGGAGAACGGAGAGCCACCUAGUGAGGAUAUUCUAGCAGAGUGGCACAGAUUGGUGAGAGACGAGGCGAGACGCGCCGCGGACAGACAGAUGAAGGCCGACGUCCUGAGGAGGCCUCUAAGUGCGGCGGCCCUCGGCGUCUGUGAACGCGCGAGCCGACCGCGUCCGAACGGCGUACCGCCGAUCACGGAUGCUCAGCUUCCCGUGCCGCGGCCGUACGGGGCUAUCGCGCCGUUCAAGCCCGCCCCGGCCGGAGCCAACAUGAGACACGUGCGAAAGCCGCAGCUGAAACCCAUCGAAAUAUGA